GGAAUCAGUUUAGACUUGAAAUUCAGUUUUUCCUGAAACUGAUCAGAAGUUACCUUGAUUGGAUCCGUUUUCUUGUCAGGAGCUCACUUUGCAACUCUCCAGCUUUUAUAGCAUGCUGUAAACAAUUGUGAAAGUUGUUUUUCAAGAAACAGAAAGAGUUGCAACUUCUUUCUAGUAAUAGAAACUUUUACACUGCAAUCAAUGCCUAACGUUGCAGAAACAGAAAGGUCAAAUGAUUCUGGAAAUGGUGAGCACAAAUCUGAAAGAAAGUCACCUGAUGAGAGUCUACAAGGUGCUGUAAAAUCUUUCUGCACAAGUGCCUCAGGAGCACCCUUGGGUCCCAAAGGAGAUGGUCAUUAUCCAUGGAGUUGUCCAGUGACUCAUACUCGGGAAAAAAUUUAUGCCAUCUGUUCGGAUUAUGCCUUUCUCAACCAGGCAACCUCAAUCUAUAAAACUCCAAAUCCAUCUCGCUCUUCUUGCCUCCCUGAUAGUACUUCUUUAUCUUCUGGGAAUAAUUCAUCAAGAUACAUUGGUAUCCCGACUAGUACAUCGGAAAUCAUCUACAAUGAAGAAAAUAGCUUGGAACACUUAUCCAACAGCCUGGGCAAGCUACCUCUUGCAUGGGAAAUUGAUAAAUCUGAAUUUGAUGGCGUGACCACAAAUUCGAAACACAAAUCAGGCAAUGCAAAGAGACAAGUUUCCAAGAAAAAAACUUCAGAUAAAAAAGGAAGAUAUCAGAAAGAAUGUCCUCAGCAUUCUCCUCUUGAAGAUAUUAAACAGCGGAAAGUAUUAGACCUCAGAAGAUGGUAUUGCAUAAGCCGACCACAGUAUAAGACUUCUUGUGGCAUCUCCUCAUUAAUUUCUUGUUGGAAUUUCUUAUACAGCACAAUGGGAGCUGGAAAUCUUCCACCUAUUACCCAAGAAGAAGCUUUACAUAUUCUGGGCUUUCAACCUCCAUUUGAAGAUAUUAGGUUUGGUCCUUUCACGGGAAAUACAACACUUAUGAGGUGGUUUAGACAAAUUAAUGACCACUUCCAUGUAAAAGGAUGCUCUUAUGUUCUAUAUAAGCCUCAUGGGAAGAACAAAACAGCAGGAGAAACUGCUUCAGGGGCCCUGUCCAAGUUAACCCGGGGAUUGAAAGAUGAAUCGCUGGCUUAUAUCUAUCAUUGCCAAAAUCAUUAUUUUUGUCCAAUUGGCUUUGAAGCAACCCCUGUUAAAGCUAAUAAAGCAUUAAGCAGGGGGCCUCUCUCACCACAGGAAGUCGAAUAUUGGAUCUUAAUUGGAGAAUCAAGUAGAAAACACCCUGCCAUUCACUGUAAAAAAUGGGCAGAUAUUGUUACUGAUCUGAACACUCAAAAUCCAGAAUACCUGGAUAUCCGGCACUUAGAGAGGGGACUGCAGUAUCGAAAAACAAAGAAGGUUGGGGGAAAUUUGCAUUGCAUCAUAGCAUUCCAGAGACUUAAUUGGCAAAGAUUUGGCCUUUGGAACUUUCCAUUUGGAACCAUUAGACAAGAAUCACAACCUCCAACACAUGCCCAGGGAAUUGCCAAAUCUGAGAGUGAAGACAAUAUUUCCAAGAAGCAGCAUGGGCGUCUGGGCCGGUCUUUCAGUGCUAGUUUCCAUCAGGACUCAGCCUGGAAAAAGAUGUCUAGUAUCCAUGAGAGAAGGAACAGUGGUUACCAGGGCUACAGUGAUUACGAUGGGAAUGAUUGACUAUGCUUGGUACUGAACAACUGGCAUUAUAUAUGAAUCUAUAUAAUGAGUUAUAUCUAGGACUGUAUGAAGACAGUAGAAGAUUUUAGUAAGUCUACAUUAAAUAGGAGCAGAUCUUGUGAUAUAAAAAAUAACCUUGUAGUUCUCCAGACACUAAGCUUGUAUAUGGUUAUGAUGGGUAAUUUCAGAUAUAUAAGCAGAUAAGCACAGAUUACUAUCCUUUUAAAGUUAAAAGCAUAUAAAUAAUCUGAACAGAAAAUUUCACAAAAUAAAACCUCUGUCUAAAUAAGUCAAACACAAAUUCACUUAAUAGCAUCAGGAUUUGAAAUACUUAAGCAUGAAGUGACUUUGUAAUGACUUGAUCCCUAGACAUUUGUUACAGACAGUUUUAUUCCUAAGAUCAAGAUGUAAAGUAUCAUCUGCCCUUAAAAAGAAUUGGGGCUAUCAAUUUCUACUUUUCACUCAUGGUUAAAGUGCAUUUAAAAUUAUUUCAUGAGUCUAGUAGUUCUUUGAUUUAUAGCAGGAUCUUGCUUGCCUCAUUUGUUUCCUGGUUAACGUUCCCAGGAGUCUAAGAGGUAAAAGAGAAAAGAUUCAAGGAAUUGAUCCUUCUAUUAGUGCAAACGGGUGACAGUGCAUUGAAUCAGAUAUAUUUGACUUUCUUGAUGUGGUUUGUUAUAAUCAAAUAUUGACAAGAACCUUAGGUCUCGAAAGACUUUUGUAAGUUUAGAUGACAUUUGCCUUAGGGAUAAAGUAAAAGAACAAUUGACACCUUGAGUUUCUAUACCCAAGGUUAUCUGUGAAAUGGGAGCUCCUGAUAUUUGAUUGCUCUCUCAAUAUGGAGACAUAUGUUGAUAACAGUACUGAAGGUAUAUAGGGAAUGCCCAGUCACUCAGAGGACAACUAUCCAUAUUCCAGACUCCAAGCUGUUUCCUUUUUUAAAUCAUUAGACAAUUAGCUGUUUGAAGUGAGUAUUAAAUAUUUCAGAAGUGUGAAUUUCAUAUAUUUGAGCUCCUCUAAUUGCUGUCAGUUCUUCUGCUGCUGCCAACCUGUGACUCACAAAUGACUAGGAUCUCUUGUUCUUUAAUUUUAGGGUCUUGUUCCAGGACUCAAAUCAGUAACUUGGUGAUUACAAGGUGCUGAAUAUGUUGGUAACCAUAUCGCAAUACACCUCAAGGAAAAGGUUCAGAUUUUUAUUUUUUAAAUAUUUCAUUGUUUUCUUGAAUUUUAUAUCCAUUUGUUCACUCAUACAUGCCUAGCCUACAGAAGGGGAUAUAUAUUAUGAAAUGGUCAUUUUUUCUGAAGAGAAUAUUUUGCUUGAAAUGCAAAGGACUGAAAGAGAUUUGUAGGUUGUUGAUUUUGUUAUUUCAUACUGGAACUUUUAAAAAGUUUUCAUCAAAUAAAGUUUUGUUUUCUACUUUUAA
Molecule: messenger RNA, 3134 nt
Organism: Cebus imitator (Panamanian white-faced capuchin)
Lineage: Eukaryota; Metazoa; Chordata; Mammalia; Primates; Cebidae
Gene: BIVM
Product: basic, immunoglobulin-like variable motif containing
Exons: 10
Coding region: 202-1713 (503 amino acids)
Biological process (GO): nucleotide-excision repair
Cellular component (GO): nucleus
Molecular function (GO): DNA endonuclease activity; single-stranded DNA binding
Source: RefSeq, a predicted model, not a curated record